AUGACCAAGGCAAAUAAGAGUGCUAAGGUGAAACUGUUCAAGUACAAAACUACUCUUUGUCAAUACUACAUUAACAAUGUAGAGUGCCCCUUCACCGAUCAUUGUGCAUUCGCCCAUGGAGACCACGAGCUACAUGAUGAGGAGAACAAUAUCAAUCGACUUAACGCAAUUGGUAAGAAGCGAUUGGGGAACUUUGUUGACAUCUUAGACGCGUUUAGCCCUAUUGUUGAACCAUCCCCGCCCUCAGACCCUCCUAAUCCCCCACCAACUCUGCCUUCUUCCGCGGGCGAUGCCGUAUCCGUGGCGCCCUCCGAAAGGCCCUGCGGUGGAUCAGUCGUCGUCCCCCCCCUGUCCUUUGGCCCCGCCCCCCUCGAGGCGGCCACGACGCCUUCGGGCAGCCCCGCGCGCUGCCAGCGGCACUUCUCUUCAGCCUGUCACCGAGAGCAGCCGAUGAUGUACCGCCACAACCCCUACAGCCUGUGCGUGCAGGUACUUGACUGA
Phytomonas sp. EM1 is the source of this 501-nucleotide messenger RNA. The record is from the annotation of a GenBank genome assembly. NCBI's taxonomy places the organism in Eukaryota, Euglenozoa, Kinetoplastea, Trypanosomatida, Trypanosomatidae.